CAGGCUUGAAUUAAACCCUCUUUUCUCUCACACAUUGACAGAUACGACAAAAUGGCCGACGCUACUGCCCACAAGAAGAGAGUCUUCCGCAAGUUCUCGUACCGCGGUAUUGAUCUCGAGCAGCUGCUCGACAUCUCCAGCGAGGAGUUCAUGAACAUGGUUUCGUGCCGUGCCCGCAGAAAGUUCAAGCGCGGUCUUAAGCGCAAGCCCAUGAACCUCAUCAAGAAGCUCCGCAUUGCCAAGCAGAACGCUCCCGAGAACGAGAAGCCCAGCGCUGUCAAGACCCACCUCCGCAGCAUGAUCAUCGUCCCCGAGAUGAUUGGCUCUAUCGUCGCUGUUUACAACGGCAAGACCUUCAACCAGGUCGAGAUCAAGCCCGAGAUGAUCGGUCACUACCUCGGUGAGUUCUCCAUCACCUACAAGCCCGUCAAGCACGGUCGUCCGGGUAUGGGUGCCACCAACUCUUCCCGCUUCAUCCCCCUCAAGUAAUUUGUCGAAAAGUGGAUCCAAACCGGGGCCUUUCUUUUUUCCAUGUGCACUUACCGAGGCUGUUGCUUUGUUGUUUAAAUACACAACAUUUUGUUGCUAAAAUUGAUU
This is a messenger RNA of Kickxella alabastrina, 597 nucleotides long. Its product is annotated as putative 40S ribosomal protein S15-like protein. Gene Ontology annotation, cellular component: ribosome; cytosolic small ribosomal subunit. Lineage: Eukaryota; Fungi; Kickxellomycota; Kickxellomycetes; Kickxellales; Kickxellaceae. Bases 52 to 489 code for a protein of 145 amino acids. The record is from RefSeq and is a predicted model, not a curated record. The transcript has 2 exons. Gene Ontology annotation, biological process: ribosomal small subunit assembly; translation. Gene Ontology annotation, molecular function: structural constituent of ribosome; RNA binding.